GGUAUAUUUAAAGGAUGAGAACCACUGUGGAAGCACGAGAUUUGUAGUAUUUCAUCAUUCGGUAUACACUUUCGUUGAAAUCUUCCUUAAAUCAUGGCUUCGAUUACAAUACCGGUAGCAAUGAAAUUAGUUCGUUUCACUACAGAUACCAUGUAUCAAAUUAACAAAAAUUCAUUACUUAGGUUAUCUCGAACAUCAUAUACUUUUCCCUGGCAAAAGCCAAGAUAUAGUACGGUGACAGAAGAAAAAAAGAACGAGGGAGAUGCACCAGGAACACCGUUGCAGGAACCAACGGCGGCUGAAAAAAAGUGGAAAGAAGAAAUUGAACUUCUUAACAAAGAGAUAGUAGAACUUAAGGAAAUCAAAAAUACAUUUGAAGAUAAAUAUAAGAGAGCACUAGCUGAUGGAGAGAAUCUUAGAGUUCGGUUGACCAAGCAAAUUGAGGAUGCCAAACUUUUUGGUAUUCAAGGUUUUUGUAAAGAUCUUUUAGAUGUAGCAGAUGUUUUGGGAAAAGCUACCGAAAGUGUACCUAAAAAUGAAUUAACAGAUAAAAAUCCACAUUUGAAAACACUCUACGAAGGUUUAAUAAUGACUGAAGCACAACUGCACAAGGUUUUCAAGAAGCACGGUUUGGUAUCUUUGAAUCCUUUAAAUGAAAAAUUUGAUCCGAACCAACACGAAGCAUUAUUUCAACAAAAAAAAAGAAAUGUAUUUAAUUUUUUUAGGAAGUGGAAGGGAAGAAGCCAGGAACAAUCGUAGUUGUAUCGAAGGUUGGCUACAAAUUACACGAACGGAUAGUUAGACCUGCAUUGGUUGGCGUAGCAAAAGGAUAAAUUUUCUAUAUUUAAAUUCCAUAAUGAUAGAUUAUAUAAAACUAACAAUUUGUUAAGUGAUGUAAAAUGAAAUGACAUAAUGCCGCAGUAAUUUAAGAUAGAAGGUAUUUAAUAGAUUUACACAACUUAAGAAUGUUAUUAAAAAUAUGUCGAGUUUA
Polistes dominula (European paper wasp) is the source of this 991-nucleotide messenger RNA. It is a transcript of the gene Roe1, whose product is annotated as grpE protein homolog, mitochondrial Roe1. Gene Ontology annotation, cellular component: PAM complex, Tim23 associated import motor. NCBI's taxonomy places the organism in Eukaryota, Metazoa, Arthropoda, Insecta, Hymenoptera, Vespidae. Gene Ontology annotation, molecular function: protein-folding chaperone binding; protein homodimerization activity; adenyl-nucleotide exchange factor activity. Gene Ontology annotation, biological process: protein folding; protein import into mitochondrial matrix. The record is from RefSeq and is a predicted model, not a curated record.